Molecule: messenger RNA, 2101 nt
Organism: Tilletiaria anomala UBC 951
Lineage: Eukaryota; Fungi; Basidiomycota; Exobasidiomycetes; Georgefischeriales; Tilletiariaceae
Product: MFS general substrate transporter
Exons: 4
Biological process (GO): transmembrane transport
Molecular function (GO): transmembrane transporter activity
Source: RefSeq, a predicted model, not a curated record
AUGCCGGGCUCUCCACGCCGCCGCGGCUCACAGGACGGCGAGGACACCCCUCUUUUGGCAUCGACAUCGGUGGAGGCAGAUGUGGACGCACAGGUAGACUCACACGACGGCCGAUCGUCCUCGUCCCAGGACCACCAGCACGCAGCAUCCGAGGAGUCGCAGCACCGCCGCAGAGAGACGCCACUGCCAUGGCGCCAGCUCGGCAUCCUCAUCCUCAUGCGCUUCGCCGAACCGAUAUGCUUUACACAGAUUUGUGGGCCUUGCCGUGGAGACAUGACACAAUGCCAAGGAGGAGAUGUUCCCUACGUCAACCGAAUGAUGCUGGAUAUCGGGGCGGCACCAACGCCCGCCGAAGUCGGAUUCUACGGCGGCCUCAUCGAGUCACUCUUCGCUCUGACGCAGCUCUUCACCGUCCUCGGCUGGGGUGCGCUGUCAGACCGCAUUGGUCGCAAGCCGGUCAUGCUGAUGGGCCUGAUCGGUACGACCAUCUCGCAGCUUGCGUUUGGCUUCAGCAGGUCGUUCGCCUGGGCCACUGUCGCGCGCUGCUUUGCCGGCAUGACAAACGGAAACGUCGCCAUCAUCAAGUCCAUUGUCGGCGAGAUCACAGACUCGACGAACCAGGCGCGCGCAUUCAGUCUCCUCCCGCUCUGCUGGGCCCUAGGCUGCACGAUCGGCCCGCUCAUCGGCGGAUACCUCAGCCACCCCGAAGAGCAGUACCCCGGGCUGUUUGACCGCGGUGGCGCCUUAUUCGUCAACGGCCUAUGGAUCGAGUACCCAUACCUCCUCCCCUGCCUUGUCUCGGCAUCGACAACCACGCUCAGCAUCAUCCUUGGCACCUUUUUCUUGGAGGAAACCCUUCCGUCCAAGGUCGAAGAGCGCAAGCAGCGGGGGGCAGCUAAAGAUGCUGCUGCUGCCGCCUUCGUGGCUGUGUCUGCGGAAGAGGGAGAGGCCAUGCGGACACCGUCAAACGCAGCAGACGAAGACUUGAGCAAGCGCCCGCUCCUGGGCUCGCCCGCCAUCUCGUACGGCGCAACAAGCGGGAAGAGCCUCUAUACCGCGUCAGCCAAGUCGGCUUUCGCGACGCCGGCAGCAGCAGCAGCCGCAGCAGCCGCAGUUGCAGUAGCAGAGGAGCACCCGACGGAUAGCCCAACGACAGACAGCAGCACUGUCAUUAUUCCCGAUCAUGAUGCGGCGGCGGGACAGGCGUACGACGCUGCCGCAAAUGGCCUUCUCAAGCAGAGCCUGCGCCGAUCGCUCUCCUCUGCGACCGGUGCAGCACUAGCUGCAGGCGCGGGUGACGCAAGUGCGAGCAUAAGCAACCAAGUGCCGCCUGGAUGCUUUGCGCACGAGCGUCGCAUCCGCUCAAGAGUGCGUGUCGGACAGGUGCAGUGCUGGGUCAGCGGCUUCACACCUUCCAGCAGCCGGGGAGCAAGCAGAGCGUCUAGUCCGGGGCCCCGAAGAGGCUCGUCCACGCGCGCCGGCUCGGGACCUGUGUCGGCGGGGGCGGGCAAUAGCGACAGCAUAGCUCUUGCUGAUGACGAAAACACCACAGGGAAGCAAGGGAGUGGCGUCUUCUUCAUACUCAGCUUCCGACACAUCCAAAACGUCCUUCUGAGCUACGCGUUCCUUGCGCUCUGUUCCGUGUCGAUAGAUGCGGUGCUCGUCCUGUUCCUGUACGAGCCCAUCUCUCUCGGCGGGCUGUCGUUCUCGUCGCAGCAGACCGGCACACUACUCUCCGUCUCCGGCUUUGGCUCCGUCUUCGUGCAGCUCCUUCUGUUCCCAUGGCUGCAGAAGCGCACAGGCACACUCCGCUUGUACAGGUGGUCGCUGGCAUCGUUCCCGCUCAUCGCGCUCAUCCUCCCGCUCGCCAACCUUGUCGCGCAGGCCGCACGCCCGCCACCGAAGGGCGGCGCUGACCAUCACGAUGACGACGGCAGGAAGAACAUGGCCGAACUGCUGCCCGCGGCGGCGCAGGCGUGCAUCUGGCUGCUGAUUCUGCUGGCAACUGUGCUGCGCAUGCUGAGCUCCAUGUCAUUCUCGUGCAACAUGCUACUCGUCAACCAGAGCGCGACGCUGCUGCGCGCCGGCGGCGCAAAGCUCG